AUGGCACACCAAACAGCAAUCACGAAUACCACACCAACUCCUCACCCUCCCAACGACCCCUCUGGAGGCAACCCCUUCGCCGCCCUCAUCCAACAGGACUUUGCCGUCAUCCCGUCCUUCACCUUUGAGUCGGGCGAGACACUCCACAACGUUCCCGUUGCCUACAAGACAUGGGGAAAACUCAACGCCGAGGCCAACAACUGCCUCGUUCUUUGCCACGCCCUCACCGGCUCGGCCGACGUUGAAGACUGGUGGGGACCGCUUCUUGGCCCGGACCGCGCAUUUGACCCGACCCGCUACUUCAUCUUUUGUGCCAACGUCAUCGGCUCGCCGUACGGAACAAUCUCGAGUGUGACGACCAACCCCGAGACGGGCAAGCCGUACGGUCCCGAGAUGCCCGGCAGCACCGUCAAGGACGACGUGCGCCUGCACUAUGCCGUGCUCAAGCAGCUGGGCGUCAAGAGCGUCGCAGCCGUGAUUGGCGGAUCGAUGGGCGGUAUGACUUGCCUCGAGUGGCCGCUGAACACGCCGCCCGGUUUCGUCAAUGCGAUCGUGCCCCUGGCCACUAGCGCUCGUCACUCGGCCUGGUGCAUCUCGUGGGGCGAGGCGCAGCGCCAAUCGAUCUACUCGGACCCGAACUAUGAGGACGGAUACUACUACCUGAAGGAGGACGGGGCGGUGGACCUGUUCCACCAGCCGACUCGUGGACUCGCCGCCGCGCGCAUGGCCGCGCUCCUCACGUACCGCUCUCGCGACAGCUUCGAGUCGCGCUUCGGACGCAAGAAGGGCGGCGGCCGCAAGAGCAAGGUGCCCUCUGGCGGGGUGCGCGUCAUGGGUGGAAGCGAGACGACCAACCCCCUCGAGCCAUCCGAGGCCGAGCUGGUUCGCUCGCCGGCGUGGGUCGAGCACAACGACGGUCACCGUCCCAGCAAGAAGGGCUCGCCCACGCCCUCUUCUCCGUCCACAAGCGAUGACGGCAAGCUGCCGAACGGCAACGGCAACGGUCACCCCGCACCUCUCACAAACCUGAACCUCGGUGUCCCCAACGGCAAGCCCAAGCUCGGCACCGGCGGUACUCCCCACGAGGUCUUCAACGCCCAGUCGUACCUCCGCUACCAGGGCGACAAGUUCACUGGCCGCUUUGACGCCAACUGCUACAUUCACAUUACGCGCAAGCUCGACACGCACGACCUCUCGCACCCGUCCCGUUUCGGUGGCACUGUCUCGUCGACCCUCCCGAUCUCGACAGCGGACGACGACGUCGAGCUCGAGGCGGCGCUGCACUACGCUCUGUCGAAGCUGCCGCCCGCGCUCGUCAUUGGCAUCGAGAGCGACGGCCUGUUCCAGCCGAGCGAGCAGCGCGAGCUCGCUGCGCACAUCCCCGAUGCCGAGCUCGUCCUCAUCCCCUCGCCGGACGGCCACGACGGCUUCCUCCUCGAGUUCCAGGCGAUCAAUGGCUGGAUUGACGGUUGGCUGCGCCGCAAGAUGCCCCAGUUUUACGGCGAGCGCGUCACCCCCCUCGACACCUAUGCUGCCGACAAGGACUUUGGCGUCAAGAAGGAGAGCGUGUUCGGCGAAGCUGAGGCGGACGUCACGAGGUGGUAA
This is a messenger RNA of Trichosporon asahii var. asahii CBS 2479, 1605 nucleotides long. RefSeq names its product homoserine O-acetyltransferase. The record is from RefSeq and is a predicted model, not a curated record. NCBI's taxonomy places the organism in Eukaryota, Fungi, Basidiomycota, Tremellomycetes, Trichosporonales, Trichosporonaceae. Gene Ontology annotation, biological process: L-homoserine metabolic process. Gene Ontology annotation, molecular function: homoserine O-acetyltransferase activity. The transcript is spliced from 3 exons. The coding region runs from base 1 to 1605 and encodes 534 amino acids.